GCCACGCCCACUCUCUUCCGCAGGUGUCUCUCACCGACCUAAGGUACCUGACUACCUAUCUCUACCUACCUAGGUAGCUUCUACCUCUCAAAUAGCAUCCCUAUCCGCACGCCUGCUCUGUACACCUAGGUACAGGGCUAUCCGGUUCUGCAGGGCUACGGCGCACCGCCACCGCAGCCAUCCCUCCCUCCCUCCACGGUUGGCCCAAGGGGGGCACCCGACCCGGCGCAUUCCACUCCUACGGAAACCACGCUUCGAGUGGGCGCGGCGGAGAUUCCGGCCAGCUGCUGUGAACAUCAUCCCAAACGAGACGUCUGAACAUCAUCCCAAUCGAGACGUCGGAACUGGUUCGGCCUGCCGGCUUGCUUUCCAUCACGCCAGGUGGCAUCGGGUUGAAGAUCAAACAGUACCUAUCUACCUACGUUGUCCGUCGCCGUGUGUGGAACUGAGACAAUCGACGACGAAUCGGGACGCUCUGCCAUUCGCCAUCCACCAUUAAAAGCGUCUAUCCGUACUGCUGCCCUGCCCUGCCCUGCCCUGCCCAGAAGAACUCCCGCAGUGACCAUCGCCAUGGACGCCAACGCCGACGCCUCUGUUAGCAUGCCUGCUAAGAUAUCCAGUGUUCUGGAUUUACCCGACGAGAUCCUCAAGGAGAUCUGCAGUCAUUGUCUCCAAUGCGACUGGAUUUGUCUCUCCCUCGUCUGCAAGCGAUUCCGGGAGCUCGCGGCUGCCCAGCUAUACCGAAACUUCCACAUUGUCUUCCCUGAUGAAGGUGAUUCGUGCUUCGACUCGCCAAUCGACGGCCUCGCCGGUGGCCUGGCUACCUUCGUCUCGAGCGACUACAACUAUGCGAAACACCUGAGGGAGAUUUCGCUCGACACGCUUAGUGUCGGCGAUAAGGCAGAGACCGCCUACAAGCCCUACUUGGCUUCUGUGAGCUGCGGGAAAUUUAUGAAUACCUUAUUACUUCUUACUUUGCGGAAGGCAAUGUCUCUCGACUCUUUCCGAUGGAAUAUCCGUGUCGAGCUGAGCAGACCCGCCUACAAGGUCCUGCAUGGCAUCCAGUCUUUGAGGCAUCUUCAUCUUCGCCUACAGGCCGGUCCCUCGCUGUACGAACCGCCGCCGCCGCUUCCAUAUCCUACCCCUCCCUACGAAUAUACGACGUCUGCUCCGUCAACGCAAUGGGUCAACCCUGGCGGAGGCCCUCCUGAGCCUGUUGGGACUUUGUAUGGUCCUCCUCCUGUGACAGCCUCGUUGCCGGCUGUCAAGUCGAUCUGGAAGCAUAGGGCGUCCAAAAAGCCGAUUCUCGCUAAAGAACCGCCGACGAUCUCGGGUUUCCAGAAUUUAGAAAGCCUGAGCGUGCUUGACAUGGACAGUCUUGAUAUAAUCACCGAGAUCAAAGCGUGCGUACGCAAUUCUUCCUCGACAUUGCGAAAAUUAAAACUGUCUUUCUCGGAUGGCCUUGCAAAAAGGGCGAGAAAACCGUGCGUGGAUGCAGAUCUCGACGAGUCCGAAGAUGAUGAGUUCCAAGUAGUCCCCCUAUCCUUAACCCCCAACUACGACAACAACGGGCCGGCAAAGGUCUUCAGGGCCCAGGAAGAACGGAGGACGCAGGAGUCCGUAUUGGGUCGCAUAUUUGAGGUCGAGCCGUACGUUGCAAAAAGCUUUCUAGUCCCAAGCGAAGACCAGAAAGAAGAGGAUCUGUCCGAACAAGUUGCCUCGCCUGAGGGACAGCGUUUCAUUGAUCAGGUCAACGAAGUCUUCCGCCGCAUGGUCGCGCAUGUUAAUGGAACCACCGAUUACAGAUAUCUAGGCCAAGUAGAGAGCUUAGACGCAAUCGCUAAAGCAGCCAAGCAAUAUGUCAAGUCCGAAGAGGCCAGAGUCAAGGCCGCUUCGGCUCAGGGCCCAUCCAAUCCCAGGGAGUCGCCUCCAUCCUCGCAGGAGCCCGAGGCAAAAUCUACUCCCGGUGGCAGCACGAACGACAACGUCGUCAUGCCGGGUACCGGGGAGACGUCAUCUCCGGCGGACGACCGCUCGGAGCACCCAAUCCGGCAGAAAAGCAACAUCUACGACGCGAACCCCGAUGAUAUAGACAUCACCGCCCCUGAGGAGCAAUUGGGGACCGAACUUCAACCAGCCAUUGACGCGGACCUUCCGUCCUCAGAUAAGCCUGCCAUCACAGCAAGAGAGACACGGGAUAUUGACAGCUUCGACGAGGACGCCGAGAGUCGGCUUAAGGAAGCUCGGCAGCGCCUGGAGUCUAUUCAUCGUGAUGUAGUAGACAUCCAACAUGAGAUGAACGUGGUAGAGGCGGAGAUUGACGAUGCCACUGCCCAGGCAGUCCUGGCCCGAGACAAGAAAGAGGCCAAUCGUGACAUUAGCGAAUAUGCACGGGACACGAGGGGCAUCGGCCUUCACUCCCUCAGCAUACAUCUUAUCCCGGUGAAGGCUUCGGUUCUGGGGAAGGCCAUAGACUUGCACAUGCUCAGGAGGAUAACCCUACUGAACGUUGGCGAGCAGAAGAAGUUUUGGGCCUUGAUGAUGAAAGAGAACAACCUUAGGCCGUUGCCGCUGAGGAAGGUCUUCACUGAUGAUGUCUGUCUGCAAUUUUUGCAGCUGGUUUCCGAGCUCGACUGUGCCCACGAAGUUUUCAUGCUUCAGCGUUCAGCAAAGUACAAGCCGGAAAGCUUUGCGCCAAACCCGGGGACGACGAUUGAGCAAAUACGGAAAUUCGUUCUACGGAAACAUCUACCCACCCUCAAACGCCUCAUGAUCAAGAACCAAGCAGAUGAAUCCUGGGACCUAGACGAGAAGACGACCCAGCUGAUUUGUCGGCGGGGCAAAGCCCUAGAAGAACUAGCUGUAAUCAUGGGAAUGCGCGCGAUCCAUAUCUUGAUACAGCACAUACAUGGCCUCGUCAACCUCCGCGCACUGCAGCUCGUCUCGUUCAGGACAGAAGACACCUGCCUAUCCGUCGUGCAUGAGACCCGCCGCUUCAUAGCUGACGCUCUUUCCCACCAUCCCAUGCUGAAGCUUGAGUGGCUUUCCUUGGGUGACGAAGGGAGAGCUACGAGAAUUGUUAGAAAGUUCGAGGUCCCUAAAUCCGCCCAAAAAGGUAGGGGCAAGGGUAAAGAGGUUGCCACCAGCCUACAUGGCGAUGGCAACAGCAACUACCCGGUGAUGCCUAUCAGCUGGGAUACUGAGAGUGAGAGUGACGAAGAUGAAGAUGACGACGGCGGCAAUUUUCCUCGGAUUCCCAGGUUAGAACUGGUUGAAGGCUUCGCAUUCUAUGACGUUUUCGGCGUCCGGAUCUUCAAGAAGGAGGUCGCGAGUGGCCGUCUGUAAAUGAGCAUUAGGAAUACUGGUGGCGUCGGGCGGCAUUUUCUCCAAAAACACAGGCGGAUCAAUCUUCACUAGUCGGGAGAAUACCCCCUCGUUUGAUAUUUGGUAGAACGGCGUUGAGCGAGGAACUAAAGAAUAUACCAGGUUUCCCCA
Durotheca rogersii is the source of this 3495-nucleotide messenger RNA. RefSeq lists its product as uncharacterized. The transcript has 5 exons. Gene Ontology annotation, molecular function: protein binding. The record is from RefSeq and is a predicted model, not a curated record. Lineage: Eukaryota; Fungi; Ascomycota; Sordariomycetes; Xylariales; Xylariaceae. Bases 571 to 3345 code for a protein of 924 amino acids.